AUGACAAUCGCUCUGCUGGGAGGCAACACCCUCGGUCGGAAAUGCAAUGAUUCUGGCCUCUCCAAGUUCAUCUACAUCGGCUGUGCCAGCCUGUUCACUGGUGGUGUCAUUAUUGAAUGCAUUCUUGGUCAUCUGAUUAUGGUGCCCUAUCGAGAGGAGAGUAAGUUUAUCAAAGCCGUAUGCCGCUAUUCUGCCUCACAGUCUAACAGGAACAAGUUUAUGCGUUGUGAAAAUAAAUGCCUGAAGAGUUCUUCUGAAUUUCCCUGUCUGGCCAUCAUGGUUACCUACCAGACCGAAUGGGCGGACACCGGGACAGGGUAUCUGUACGACUACCUGAGAACCUACGUACAAUUCAAGUCAGCAAAGGUUAGGACUUGA
Messenger RNA from Protopolystoma xenopodis, 378 nucleotides. Lineage: Eukaryota; Metazoa; Platyhelminthes; Monogenea; Polystomatidea; Polystomatidae. The record is from the annotation of a GenBank genome assembly.